Molecule: messenger RNA, 1662 nt
Organism: Pimephales promelas (fathead minnow)
Lineage: Eukaryota; Metazoa; Chordata; Actinopteri; Cypriniformes; Leuciscidae
Source: RefSeq, a predicted model, not a curated record
UUAACAGGUUAAGACCUCAUUUUGCAUGGUUUCCGCAUAAAUGGUUCAGGUCACUACUGUUCAACGAACGACACUCAUUCUAGAGACCAAAGCUCAUCUGUGAACACACACUGCACUGUAACUGUAGGAAAGUGCACAUAAUGGAAUCAGACCUCUAUGUCAAUUUUCAAAGAGAUGCUGAGGAUACAACUGGACCUCAAACACCAAAUAACCACCAGGAUGAAGGAAAAGCUCAAAAGUGCAGAGGAAGCUGUUUGGUGUUGAUGACAGUGUGUCUCGGGAUCAUUUGUGUUGUUCUGUUGGUCUUCAUCACACUGUUCAUCAUCAUCACAGCAGACAGAGACCUGUUAAAGAGUUACAAGAACACAGUUGAAGAGUUCAAUCACACUAUCAACAGAUUACAGGACAAGAACACUGAUCUAAUGACUGAAAAAGACCAACUGAAGAACAACUUCAACUCUUUGAGUCAGACGAAACUGGAACUGGAGACCAGAGUCAAUGAUCUCACUGCUGAGAAAAGUCAAUUACAGAAAAGUUUUGAUGCUUUGAGUCAGACGAAACUGGAGCUGGAGACCAGAGUCAAUGAUCUCACUGCUGAGAAAAGUCAAUUACAGGGAUGUUUUGAGUCUUUGAAUCAGACGAAACUGGAGUUAGAGACCAGAGUCAAUGAUCUCACUGCUGAGAAAAGUCAAUUAAAGGGAAGUUUUGAUGCUUUGAAUCAGAAGAAACUGGAGUUAGAGACCAGAGUCAAUGAUCUCACUGCUGAGAAAAGUCAAUUAAAGGGAAGUUUUGAUGCUUUGAAUCAGAAGAAACUGGAGUUAGAGACCAGAGUCAAUGAUCUCACUGCUGAGAAAAGUCAAUUAAAGGGAAGUUUUGAUGCUUUGAAUCAGAAGAAACUGGAGUUAGAGACCAGAGUCAAUGAUCUCACUGCUGAGAAAAGUCAAUUAAAGGGAAGUUUUGAUGCUUUAAAUCAGAAGAAACUGGAGUUAGAGACCAGAGUCAAUGAUCUCACUGCUGAGAAAAGUCAAUUAAAGGGAAGUUUUGAUGCUUUGAAUCAGAAGAAACUGGAGUUAGAGACCAGAGUCAAUGAUCUCACUGCUGAGAAAAGUCAAUUAAAGGGAAGUUUUGAUGCUUUAAAUCAGAAGAAACUGGAGUUAGAGACCAGAGUCAAUGAUCUCACUGCUGAGAAAAGUCAAUUAAAGGGAAGUUUUGAUGCUUUGAAUCAGAAGAAACUGGAGUUAGAGACUGAACUUAGGAAGUUGAAAGAACAAGGAAAUGGCUGGUUUUUCAUGUCCAGUGAGUUGAAGAGCUGGUCUGAGAGCAGACAGUACUGCAGAGAUCGAGGAGCUGAUCUGGUCAUUGUCAACACUGUAGAGAAGCAGAGGUUCAUAUCUUCAUUCAAGGAGAGUGUGUGGAUUGGUUUGUCUGACAUUGAGACUGAGGGGUUCAUGAAAUGGGUGGAUAAUUCAACACUGAAUCAAGGGUUUUGGGAAAGUAAUGAACCGAAUAACGCGAAUGGAAAUGAGGAUUGUAUUGAACUGAAUCCAGCAAAACUUGUCCUGAACAACUGGAAUGACAUCCCAUGCUCCGCAAUGAGAAAAUGGAUUUUUGAGAAAUAACAUCCAUUGCUUUAUCUUUAUGAUUGUGAUCUUCAGAAUGAGU